CGCUCGAGGGGCCACUCAUCACCGUCGCCGCUUGGUGCAUGCGACCGAGCUCGAGACGACGAAGACGAUCCUCCUCCUCGUACUAGACCAAGACAAGCAGCAGCAGCAGCAUGGCGUUCCUCGCCGACCUCAAGCGCACCAAUGGCAAGACCAACCCGCUCCUCGGCGGUGGCAUGGGUAUGGGCAAGAAGACCAACUUUGCGCGCGCGCUCAACCUGCCGACGGCGCCGCUCUUUCCAUCGACGUCCAAGAAGGACGAUAGCGAGACGAACGAUGGCACGUUUGCGACGCCGCUCGCCAAGUCAGCGAUCGAGAUUUUGCUCGAGCUCGAGGCCAAGCAGGAAGAAGAAGAGCGCCUCCGCGGCGGCCACGUCACCGACGACGACGACGACGCGCCGCCAAUACGCAGCACGAUCCGAGGACCAAUGCAGCGGCAGAACGCGUUUCUCGACACGCGGCCGGCGCCAGGCCCGCCCAAAGCGGCGUCGCUCGAGGCCAUGGUGCAGCAGAAGCGGAAACCCUCCAAGAAAGGCAAGAAGGGGCUGCCGCCAGCCAAGAACCCGACGCUGGAAGAGAUGAUGAAGAGCCGGCAAGCGACGACCGACAACAGCGCGCCGCCCCGCAAUGCGAUGCUCGAGGAGAUGAUGAAGAAGCGCACUGCGUCCAAAGGCGGCGACUCGCCCAAGAAGCCCGCGCCCAAGAAUGCGAUGCUCGAAGAAAUGAUGAAGAAGCGAGCAGGACCGGUCGAGCCCGAGCCGCCAUCCGAUGUCAAGACGAUCGAGCCGCCACCUCCGGUAGUCGAAGACGAAGCGCCACCAGUAUCACGGAACGCGAUGCUUGAAGAGAUGAUGAAGAAACGCGCCGCGCCGGUUGAAGAGCCGCCUGCGCCAGCACCGGUCGCGCCGCCGUCAUCGCGGAAUGCGAUGCUAGAAGAGAUGAUGAGGAAGCGGGCCGCGCCAGUCGACGAACCACCGGCGCCGGCACCGGUCGCGCCGCCGUCGUCGCGGAAUGCGAUGUUGGAAGAGAUGAUGAAGAAGCGCGCUGCACCUGUGGAAGAGCCGCCGGCGCCGGCACCGGUCGCACCGUCUCGGAACGCCAUGCUCGAGGAAAUGAUGAAGAAGCGGGCCGCGCCAGUCGAAGAGCCGCCAACACCGCCGUCACGCAAUGCGAUUCUGGAAGAGAUGAUGAAGAAGCGAGCGCCACCGGCCGCUGCACCCACGCCAUCGUCGGACGGUGGCGGCAAGAAUGCGAUGCUAGAAGAGAUGAUGAAGAAGCGAGCGCCACCGGCCGCUGCACCCACGCCAUCGUCGGACGGUGGCGGCAAGAACGCGAUGCUGGAAGAGAUGAUGAAGAAGCGGGCUCCACCGACAGCACCAGCCUCGGGCGGCGGUGGCAAGAACGCGAUGCUCGCAGAGAUGAUGAAGAAACGCGCGUCGCCGGAUGCGCCGUCGCCCAGUGGCGACACGCCAGAAGCAACGCCGGAAGCCGAUGCGGCGUCUGCUGCCGGUAUCCCCUUGCGCGACGACCCAAAGUACUCCAAGUACUUUUUGAUGCUCAAGCGCGGUUUGCCGCGUCCCGCCGUGCAGCACAAGAUGAUCCAAGAGGGCGUCGACCCAAGCAUUUUGGACAUGGGCCCAAACCUCCCGUUCAAGUUGCCGACGCUCGCUGAAGACCCGACGUACGCCAUGUACUACAAGAUGCUCAAGACCGGGUUGCCCAAGGAGGUCGUGCAGCACAAGUUGUCGGCCGACGGCAUCUCGGCGCGGCUCCUGGACCUCGACCCGAGUCACCCGAGCGUACCCAAGAACAAGAUUGACGAAGCGUUCCGCGCGCACCAGCUCAAGAUCAUUGAAAAAUACAAGGUCAUGCUCAAGCGCGGUAUGCCCGAAGGCGCCGUGCAGCACAAGAUGAAGAUGGACGGCGUUGACCCGAACUGGCUCUACCCCGAGAAGGCCCCCGCGGUCGCGCAAGGCGCCAACUUGGCGCGGCGUCUCACCAAGCCCGACUCGAUCCGGAAGAAGCUCCAUUGGUUCGUCCUCUCCAAGGACAACCUCACGGGCAACAGCGCGACGCUAUGGAAGCAAACGUCCCAAGUCGAGCUCUCGUCGGCCAGCGUCGAAGCCCUCGAGAAGACGUUUGUCAAGAGCCUCAAGGAGGCCGAAGCGCCAAAGCCCAAGAACUUUCAGCGCCAAGAGUCGUUCCGCGGCGGCGCCCCGUCCAAGAUCUCGCUGCUCGACAUGAAGAAGUCCCAGAACAUUGCGAUCACGCUCGCCCGCAUCAAGAUCCCGUUCGAUCGCAUCAAGGCGGAAAUCCUCGACUUGAACCCGACCAUCAUGUCGUCCAUGCACCUCAAAGCACUCAUCGACCUCUGGCCGGACGUGACCGAGAUGGACACGAUCCGCAAGUUCCCGGGCGACGUCAACAUGCUCGGGACGGCCGAGCGCUUCUGCCACGAGAUGCGCGAUACGCCGCGCUUCACCGACAAGAUGCACUGCCUCGUGUACAAGCAAGAGUUUCCGACGCGCAGCCACGAGCUCCACGAGACCAUCCUCUUGGUGCAGCGCUGCGUGCACCAGAUCUGCGAGAGCACUGAACUCCGGGACAUUUUGCUCCUCGUCCUGCGUAUUGGCAACCUUCUCAACUUUGGCAAAGAAGCCGCCGAGACCCAAGUCGCGCCGGGCUUUUCGCUGAGCUCGCUCGUCAAGCUCUCGCAGACGAAAGCAUUCAUUGGCCAGACGACGCUGCUCCAGUUCCUCGUCGAGACGGUCGACCGUGAUGCACCCGAACUCGCCAAAUUUGAAGAUGAAAUCGGCCUCCUCGAACGGGCGUCGCGGGUGCUCAUUCCGCAGCUGCACCAAGAGAAGAAGGCACUCGAGACGGGCCAUGCGCUCUUGGUGGCCGAGGCCGAGAAGAUUGAAGACGAAGAAGGCGAAGACAACUUGACGGCCGCCGCGAUCCGCAACUUUGCCGACAAGUCGGCCAUGGAGCUCAAGGAUCUGACGGACCAGCUGAGUACACUCUCGGAUCGGAAAAAGCAAUUUCUCGACUAUUUUGGCGAGCAAGGCGACUAUGAACUCGACGAGAUGUUUAGCGCGCUCUGGGCGUUCACCGAAGAGUUCCGCGUGGUCCACCGCAAGUUCCUCCUCAAGAAGGCGCGCUCGAAAACCAAGCCGCCGGCCGCCGCCGAGUGCGCCUAGUCAAAAUCGGCUCCUAAGCAACUGUACUAGUAUAUAUUUACAACCUUGUACACGUAUAUAUACCCCAUGGUGAUUCGGGUUCUAUUGUGUGUGGAUUAGGGUUCUGUCGACGCGG
Molecule: messenger RNA, 3312 nt
Organism: Saprolegnia diclina VS20
Lineage: Eukaryota; Oomycota; Saprolegniomycetes; Saprolegniales; Saprolegniaceae
Exons: 7
Coding region: 111-3197 (1028 amino acids)
Biological process (GO): actin filament polymerization
Cellular component (GO): cytoplasm; actin filament; WASH complex
Molecular function (GO): microtubule binding; actin binding
Source: RefSeq, a predicted model, not a curated record